GGUAGUUUUCGCUCUCUUCAUAACGAUUCUUACGCUUCGGUUAUCCCGAAUUUAAUCCAUUAUCAACACUAAUUAAUCAUUGUCAAGGCCGUUGUCUUUGAAGGCACGCAACCCAGCUAUUCUCCUAGUCUACCGCUCCUUGCUUUGACCCCCGACAUCCUUUCAAGGUCGACAACCUAACUGCACCGUCUCCUCUACGCGACCAUAUGGCCAUUCGCGAAUAGAUUCAGUUAUCCGAAUACUAUCCAUCGUACCAUCUUUAUCCCAAAGAUGGGCCCUACAAGCUCGGCCGUUACGGGCCAGUUGAAGCAAAUUGUUUACUAUCAUCUCGACAAUAUGUCCUAUGAAAGUGCACUGUUCUUUGCUGAAAGAUUGGCCGCCCACGAUCCUCGCUCGAGCGACUCGCCAUAUCUCCUUGCACUCUGCCAUUUCCGACUUGGUGACUACCACUCAGCUUACGAAAUCAGCAAAGCCGUCGGUUACCGUGGAAGCAAUGUCUCCUGUUCAUAUAUAUUUGCACAGUGCUGCCUCGUGAUUGGGCAAUAUAAAGAUGGGAUCACAGCAUUGGAAAAGUCGAGAAGUUCAUGGUCUAGGAAGUCAAGUCUGGGCAAGCACAACGCAACGAAUAGAGCGCAGCAUCCGGACUCAGCAAGUACUGCAUGCUUGCUUGGGAGGCUCUACCGGGCCCACAAUGACAAAAAUAAGGCCAUAAUCCACUUUGAAGAAGCGCUCAAGUUAAAUCCGUUCAUGUGGGAUGCAUUCACAGCUCUGUGUGAUAUGGGUGCCGACGUUAGGACAGCAAAUAUUUUCAAGCUGAACGACAUGCUAAUUGAUAGCUCAAAUACGGCCCAGCUAAAUGGAAUUCUCUCGGAGCAAAAGGAUAGUACUGCACCUAAUAUAGCGGAGUCCCAACCUAAGAAGGCAGCGUCCCGUUCUGCGGUUUACGAUACGAUGGUUGACCCAUUCGAUUCACAAAGGUCGACAGCUGGAAACGAGAUGCUCCUGGGCGCUAACUUCCUCUCUGGUGAGAAUGAUUUUGUAUCUAAAAUCAACGCGGCUCGCUCUAGGAUGGCUACCACCACCGCCCCCGAAACCGGCUUUGAAAGCGUUGAGACGCCAACAACAAACCAUACCGACUCGAACAUACCGAGGAUUAAUCACCCACCUGAGCCCCCUCAAGCUCCUGCCAGAAAGACGAGGAACGCACAGCCUAUCGAGCCUAAUCAGAUGGAUAUGCCUUCAAAGAUAGGUUACCGAAUAGGCACUAAGAGAGCUCAGAAGCUACAGGAUAAGUCUCAAGAAGACUUCCCUCCAGAGCACAAUUCUACUCUCCUUAGGCCGACUGCCUCUAGUGCGUCUGGCAUAGAGAGGAAGAGGACUGUAUCUGGUCACCUCGUGCAACCAAGGCAACGGCCGGACGAACCUGGCGCCCCCCAACGACGGAGCGCAAGAUUAAAUCCGUUCGGAGGCGCUAAUGCAAAAGCUAACUCCGCGUCAACUGUUGGUCCAACACGAGAAUUGAAGAAGGCUAGACCCCCUAUCUCAAGAAUUGUACGUCCCAAUUCGAGCGGUUCCAAUGUCGGCAGAGCUAUUAGUGGUAACAGGAAACCGUUGGAGGAGAAUAGUAUGGACGUAGACCCGGCGGAAGUGCCACGGAUUAAAGAGGUCCAUUAUCCUCCUGCUACGAAAUCCGCAGAGCCGGAAUCUAUCAAAGUUGAGGAAACGUUAAAGUUCCUACUAGAAUUAUUAAGGAAAUUCGGCUCCGGCUAUUUGGCACUAUCACGAUAUCGGUGUGCCGAAGCUUUGAUCUUCUAUACGUCGCUGCCACGGACGCAUCAAGAAACGCCGUGGGUGCUUUCGCAAAUCGGAAGGGCAUACUACGAGCAAGCAGCAUACGCGGAGGCGGAGAAGUUUUAUAGAAGAUUACGGAUACUGGCUCCUACUCGCUUUGAAGAUAUGGAAGUCUACUCGACCAUUUUAUGGUUCCUCAAAAGAGAGACGGAUUUAUCGUUCCUUGCUCACGAACUUGUCGAUAUGUCAUGGCAUUCCCCCCAGGCCUGGUGUGCACUUGGCAACGCUUGGUCGCUCGCUCGAGACCAUGAACAAGCAUUGAGAUGCUUCAAGCGGGCUACCCAACUAAACCCCAAGUUUGCUUAUGCGUUUACUUUACAGGGCCACGAACAUGUUUCAAAUGAAGAGUAUGAGAAGGCGCUCACGGCGUAUCGUCAAGCAAUAUCAGCCGAUCGUCGGCAUUACAACGCAUAUUAUGGUAUUGGUAGGGUAUAUGAAAAACUUGGCAACUAUGACAAGGCCUAUAUACAUUUCCACUCAGCAUCCAUUAUAAAUCCUACCAAUGCUGUCCUGAUAUGCUGUAUCGGCAAUGUCCUUGAGAAGCAGCGACAGAUUGUCAAGGCACUCGAAUAUUUUACUAAGGCCACCGAACUUGCUCCACACGCCGCUCAAACUCGAUACAAGAAAGCUAGAGCUCUAUUGGCUCUCAAUCAACUCGAUGAAGCGCAUAAGGAACUUGAUAUCCUGAAGACACUCGCUCCCGACGAGGCUACUGUGCAUUUCCUCCUCGGGAAAUUAUAUAAGACCUUGAAUGACAAGGGUGCCGCCGUGCGGCAUUUCACGAUUGCUCUAAAUUUAGAUCCCAAGGCAAGUCAACAAAUCAAAGAAGCCAUCGAGAGCCUUGAAGAUGAUGACAGCUUUGACGAUUCUAUGAUGGCAUGAUAAUAAGACACGGCGGAAGCAUUUGUGUUUAUUAAGCGGAGUUUCUUUUAAAUGCCAUGGUUAUAGCGGCAUAAGGGAGGUUCGGCUAGAAUCGAGUAUUUCCCAGGCAUUGCGUUGAACGUCUUUGGGGAGGUUCGACAUCGAAUGCGGCACGGCCUUAUAAGUGAUAAGUUUCGGCCUUACGGGUAUUUGACAUUACGAGGUCUGGAGAGGCAUAUGCAUCGGCGUUUGGGGAAUUCUAG
Messenger RNA from Daldinia caldariorum, 2975 nucleotides. Its product is annotated as TPR-like protein. The transcript has 2 exons. NCBI's taxonomy places the organism in Eukaryota, Fungi, Ascomycota, Sordariomycetes, Xylariales, Hypoxylaceae. The record is from RefSeq and is a predicted model, not a curated record. The coding region runs from base 271 to 2733 and encodes 820 amino acids. Gene Ontology annotation, molecular function: protein binding. Gene Ontology annotation, biological process: cell division.